Messenger RNA from Dentiscutata heterogama, 209 nucleotides. The record is from the annotation of a GenBank genome assembly. Lineage: Eukaryota; Fungi; Glomeromycota; Glomeromycetes; Diversisporales; Gigasporaceae.
AUCGCUGCAUACCUAUACAAUCACCUGAUUGUAGUCCGAUUGCGCGAUUGUACAAGAUUGUAAAAAUUAUAAUGUGCGUUCUUUGGCCAAAGAUUCAAUAUAAAUAUGUUAUUUCUCAUCGACAAGAUCUAUUCUCACUAAAAAAUCAUUGCAAAAUCGCGCAAGACAACAUUCAGGUGAUUGUUCAAGUGAUUGUAGUCAUUGUAUGG